This is a messenger RNA of Erpetoichthys calabaricus (reedfish), 2069 nucleotides long. It is a transcript of the gene tmem72, whose product is annotated as transmembrane protein 72. Lineage: Eukaryota; Metazoa; Chordata; Cladistia; Polypteriformes; Polypteridae. The coding region runs from base 273 to 1049 and encodes 258 amino acids. The record is from RefSeq and is a predicted model, not a curated record. The transcript has 5 exons.
GGGGAGUCAAUUGCUUUGUUUCUCUCUGCUGUGUUAAAAUAACACAUAAAGCAGAAUAAACUGGUUGUGUUUGGUUAAAUCAGAUUUUCUUUGGACAAUAAUGCAAGUCAGGGCCUUUGUUUGUUAAACAGCAAACAAACAAGGCUGCUGCAUGGUAUAAGCUACACUCCAGCCUCGGCUUUUUAUGGAUCUUUUUCGUCUUUCAUUCAAAGUUUGGAUUUUACUUACACUAAUAAAUUAGUAUGUAAUUUAUAAAACUGCACAGUGAUAGAAUGGCUAACAUUGCCUACUGGACUUUAGUGGAAUGUAUCUGUAGAAUUCUUGGAGUUUCCACAGCAGCAGUUCUUCUUGGAGUGGGAGUGGAAACAGCCCUUCAAGGAAAGUUUGAAAGCCUUGCUGUUUAUCUUCUUUUUUCAGCUGCUGGUGUUAGUCUUUUUGAGAUAUCUUUCUUCAUUGACCUGUUGCUGUCACGAUGUUUGCUGUGCACAUCAAAUUCAACUCUAUCCGUUUUGUGGACUAAAACAGCAAGACUGGGUGGUUUCCAAAAGUUUUUAGCUUAUACGCUCAUGUCCAUUGUGUGUUUUCUCCAUCCAGUACUUGUGUGGCAUGCCACUAUUCCAGGAGCUAUGCUUGUAAUCACAGGCAUAGCCUACUUCAUAUUAAGUAAGAAAAAGAAGAUCAGACAAACACAAGGAAAUGGCAGUGAAACUGAGAGUUAUAUUGAUCCUUCAGCUACUGCUAUGGAUGUCACUGCAGCCGGAGACACCGAACAAACCUAUAGUUUCAACCUUGCUGCUAAAAAACAAAAGUCUGCAGCCUUAAAGUACAUCCAGAGUGUACUGAAAAUUAACCAAACUGAAAAGAAAAGGCACCUCUCAAAUCCAGAUGAAGAUAACUUGGAGCAGCAGAAAAGGCAAAAAAAACAGGUUCAUUUUAGGGAGAAUGAGGUAAAGAUUAUUCCUACAGAUGAAACCAGCCUGACAGACCAGGAGUCUGAGUUACAGGAAACAACUUCAGACACGGUACCUAUUAUCUUGUCAAGAAAAUAACACUUUGUCGUAUCCAUGAUGUCCUCAAGGCACCCAAGGAACACUGCUGUUUAAUAAUAUCAUGUUGGAAGCGGAAGCCAAAAGAAAAUCUGACGUCAAACUGAAACUGUGCUCCUCAUUUGUGGUGAAUCCUCUGUGUUUGUUAAGUGUUAUUGCCUAUAGACUCAAAGUAGAUGGAUGGAUUUUCUUUGAGUAAGCAAUGUUGUAUUAUAGUUUAAAUAAGAAUUUUUACAGAUACUGUAAUGAUAUAUAGUCAAUAAUGAUCACAAUAAAUAUUGUAAGUCACUUAUUUUGGCAAUGCUUGAGAAAUGAUUAUGAUAAUCAAAUUCCCAUACAUGUGCAAAUACACAUACUCACAUCAUGCAAUCAAUAAGUGACUUUAUAAGAAAAUACAGUGUGUGAUACAGUACUAUGGAGUCAUGAAGCACUGCACCAUCUAUUGAAUUUCUUUACAGUUUUAUUCAUGUACUGCCUGCCUGUAAGUUAAGUUAUAGUUUAAUGGGACAUAUUUCUCAUCGUCCUUUUACAUUUACUAAUUUACACUUAAUCAAGAUUUGUUUUACUUUUCUAAGAAAUGUACACAGGCAUUUUGUUUUACUGAGCUAAUUCUGUAUGCUAAGAUUUUGCUUUUAAGCUUUUUUCAAACUGAAUGUUAUUAAGGCAACUGCUUGGUGUUGAGGAAACAAACUUAAAUAGAAAACAGAAUUAGCAGUCUCAGCUCAGAAUGUACACUAUAGUGAUUUGCACUGGAAAUUGCUGCUAGUUAACAUUGAUGUAAAUGAAAAAUAUUUCAAAUAAGUAACAAAAAGUAAAUGUUAAAAAAGGGAAAAUCAAAUAAUAAAGAGGAUAAUGUGAAUCAUGCGUGGUUAAAGCCUUAGACAAUACACCAGUCCUUUAAGAUUCAGAAUGCUGUUUUUCUUGGUAAGUGUGAUGGGAUAACAACGCUAGUCUUUCAGAAUUGCUUUCAAAGUUUAUUUUCUACCCAAAGAAACAAUUAAACAAAUUAAGGAAAGAUUAGUA